Haliaeetus leucocephalus (bald eagle) is the source of this 2995-nucleotide messenger RNA. It is a transcript of the gene SS18, whose product is annotated as synovial sarcoma translocation, chromosome 18. Gene Ontology annotation, cellular component: nucleus. Bases 77 to 1333 code for a protein of 418 amino acids. The transcript is spliced from 12 exons. Gene Ontology annotation, biological process: positive regulation of transcription by RNA polymerase II. NCBI's taxonomy places the organism in Eukaryota, Metazoa, Chordata, Aves, Accipitriformes, Accipitridae. The record is from RefSeq and is a predicted model, not a curated record. Gene Ontology annotation, molecular function: transcription coactivator activity.
GCCUCCCGCCGCUGGCUGGUUCCGCGGGGCGCGUGAGCUGGGCGGCGGGGGCGGACCCUCCCGGUAGCGGCCCGACAUGUCGGUGGCGUUCGCGGCCCCCAGGCAGCGGGGGAAGGGCGAGAUCACGCCGGCCGCCAUCCAGAAGAUGUUGGAUGAGAAUAAUCAUCUUAUUCAGUGUAUAAUGGACUAUCAGAACAAAGGGAAGACGUCUGAAUGCUCACAAUACCAGCAGAUGCUGCAUACAAACUUGGUUUACCUAGCCACUAUAGCUGACUCCAACCAGAACAUGCAGUCUCUACUACCAGCACCACCCACACAGAAUAUGCCUAUGGGUCCGGGAGGGAUGAGUCAGAGCGGCCCUCCCCCACCUCCGCGCUCGCACAACAUGUCUUCAGAUGGUAUGGUAGGUGGGGGCCCUCCUGCACCACACAUGCAGAACCAGAUGAACGGCCAGAUGCCUGGACCUAACCAUAUGCCUAUGCAAGGACCUGGACCUAACCAACUCAAUAUGACAAACAGUUCCAUGAAUAUGCCUUCAAGUAGCCAUGGGUCAAUGGGUGGCUAUAAUCACUCAGUGCCAUCCUCGCAGAGUAUGCCAGUGCAGAAUCAGAUGACUAUGAGCCAGGGACAGCCAAUGGGCAACUACGGUCCCAGACCAAACAUGAACAUGCAACCAAACCAAGGUCCAAUGAUGCACCAGCAGCCUCCCUCCCAGCAAUACAACAUGCCACAAGCAGGUGGCCAGCAUUACCAGGGGCAGCAGCCACCUAUGGGAAUGAUGGGCCAAGUUAACCAAGGAAAUCACAUGAUGGGUCAGAGACAGAUUCCUCCAUACAGGCCGCCACAGCAAGGCCCACCACAGCAGUACUCAGGCCAGGAAGACUAUUAUGGGGACCAAUACAGUCAUGGUGGACAAGGUCCUCCAGAAGGCAUGAACCAGCAAUAUUACCCUGAUGGUCAUAAUGAUUACGGUUAUCAGCAACCGUCGUAUCCUGAACAAGGCUACGAUAGGCCUUAUGAGGAUUCCUCACAACAUUACUACGAAGGAGGAAACUCACAAUAUGGUCAGCAGCAAGAUGCAUAUCAAGGACCACCCCAACAGCAGGGUUAUCCACCACAACAGCAGCAAUAUCCAGGCCAACAGGGCUAUCCAGGACAACAGCAGGGUUAUGGCCCCUCCCAGAGUGGUCCAGGACCUCAGUAUCCCAAUUAUCCACAAGGACAAGGCCAGCAGUAUGGGGGAUACAGACCCACACAGCCUGGGCCACCACAGCCACCACAGCAGAGGCCUUAUGGAUAUGACCAGGGUCAGUAUGGGAAUUAUCAACAGUGAAAAAGUACUCACAUUCCAGUAGGCAAUAUCUGUUAGCAGCCAUAUUGUCUCCUCAGCACUGUGGACAUGUUCCUGAGAUGAGAACCUCCCAUUCCAUCUAGCUUUUGGAAAAAUCUUGUGGCUGUUUUAUGGUAUACAGUCUUUAUGGGUUAAUUGUUAAAGACUGUAGAUUCUCAGAAACUGAUUUCACAUCUCUACUCUAGAUGGCAAUAUUGGACAGAAAAUAUGUGACAUAACAAUUUGCAGUGAGUUGAGAACUGUAUGUCAAAUAGACUGUUACAGACUGAAAGGUGCGAACAGCUUUGUAUGUUUAUGAAGGUUAUGGGAAUUUAAUAUUUUUUCCACAGAUUUUUUUUGUAGGGGGAAAGGGGGAAAUGCACACUUUUUACAGCAGCAAUAUUUUGUAUAUUAUGUUUUUCAUGUGGUGAAUAUGCAAGACAGUACACUACUCACUGGGCAGGAUAAGAAAUCUACUGUUAAAAAUGGGUAGGGGCAUGAUAAGUGCUUGAUUGUAUAAGUCUCGAAAUGGUGUACAAUAAAGAUAACAGUGAAAAAAGAUGGAGAGCAUCAUACAUCACUGAUAGGUCCAUGUACAAAGAAUGAGAAUCCCAGUUAUCUAAAUGGGAACAUAAUUAAGGACAGUAUAAUAUAGUCUUGUGCAAAGAUUAAUUUUUUAAGCUUUCCAAUUUUUCUGAGUGAGGCAUUUUUGUAAAAAUUGUUUCUAACAUAGUUUGACAAUUUUCUGCAACAUUUUUUGGGUAACAAGAUAAAUGUUUGGGUUUUAUUUCUCAAGUGUUUUGUCACAGCUUUGCAUAAGCAAGCUGUAAUCCCUCUUAAUAAUUGCAAUAACAAAGAAAAUGACAAGUGUUAAUUUUACUUGGUUUGAAUAUGCAAAGAACUUGAAAAAUAAUAUGGAGGUCAGGACUGUAUUGUAUAAGUGUAUUUUAACCUUUAGUUGAAUAAUUUGUAUGUAUCAAAAUAGCCUAGACGACUUUGUAAAACCUAUCUAAAUUUUCCUAAUUGGGAGUUAAUAUCUUUAGAAAGGGGGCAUUUUUUGUGUAUGUCCAUUUUUCUUAUUGGUUAACAUGAGACCAAGGGAUGUUUUAUGACAUCAAAUAUAAAACCCGUUGGUGAAGUAAAUGCCAAAUUUUGUUUUGAACUGCAUUAAUGCUUAUAGUGUUGCAUGUGAGAUAGAGGCAGCACCUUGAUAAUAGCAUAGUACACAAAAAAUUGGUUUUGAGACUGUCCUGCAACUGUAUAUCAGAUAAAUAAAUGGAUAUUCUGUUGUGCAGGAAUAUAUGCAUUCAAGAAUUCCUGGCAACUUUUAUAAAUGACAAAACUGAAAAUUAGCCCAGGAGUAAAAUUUUUUUCUUUUUUUUCAGUUGGCAAUCGGGGAGAGAAAAACAACUGGUGUUCAUAGUAAGUAUGACAUUAUACAUGGAAGACAAGAUUUUCAAUUUGUUCAUUUUUAAAGCGAAAAGAAUUUUCUUAAAAUCAGUAGAAAAUACACAUCAAGGUUUGAACAGAUAUGGCAUGAGGAACAUUAUUAUGAAUGAAAUGCUUGUAGGUUCUGUGCCAAUUUUCCACCACUGUGUACUUCAUUGCUAUUUAAAACUGUACUCCAUCAAUUCUAACGGAAGAAUAAAUUAUUUGUGAUUUUAA